AUGCAUUUUCAGGAUGUUAUCAGAAUUAUCAAUUUAAUUUUGUGUGAUAAGGAUGCUACGCCAUCAUUAAGAAAUGCUGCUGUUGAGUGCCUUGAACAAUGGCUACGCUUGCCGGGCAUCGAUCUGGCUCAGUGGCAGCCGGCACUUCUACCAUUUCUUGGUAAUCCUAGCGACAGAGCGGCUUUGGCUCGAAUCCUGAAUGUGGUUUCGGCGCAUCCCGAUCUUCCAUUCAUCGAAAAUUUAGCUGUGGAUCUGAACACUUUCUUGGCCAGUAUCACUUGUUCUGUAAUUAUGGAACAACUCCGUAUGCUCAGCAAGCAGCACAGCGAAAUCAGCGAGGAGUCUCGAGCUGGUUACAUUGCCGAGCUGGAAGAAUACGGUCUUCUUGUUGCUGCUUUGGCUGAAUUUGUGGAAGUUACGAUAAGCCCGUUACUUAUGGGUUGUGUCGAGAAACGAAGUACGGAAGUACUGAGGCUUCUGUGUACAUUUUUCGAGAAAAUCUCCUUAUGGCCUGGCAUCUAUCCGAUUGAGGAAAUUGUAUCGGAUGCUGCUGAAAUGUUUUGGAAUGCGUUGAGGGAAGAUCUGCUUUCGUUGGUUGGAUCACGUGUUAGCGAAUCAGUGCAGAAGGAGGUAAGAUUCGGCUUUAUGAAUGCUUUAAGAUUCAGCUUUAAGGAGGUAAGAUUUUUAUGAAU
This is a messenger RNA of Gongylonema pulchrum, 692 nucleotides long. The record is from the annotation of a GenBank genome assembly. Lineage: Eukaryota; Metazoa; Nematoda; Chromadorea; Rhabditida; Gongylonematidae.